Molecule: messenger RNA, 2308 nt
Organism: Myotis brandtii (Brandt's bat)
Lineage: Eukaryota; Metazoa; Chordata; Mammalia; Chiroptera; Vespertilionidae
Exons: 7
Coding region: 1139-1813 (224 amino acids)
Source: RefSeq, a predicted model, not a curated record
UAGGCCUCAGGUCUCAUGAGGACUCAGGUCGCAGGGCCUGGGGGAGCGAGCCCUCCGCUGCGGCCACGGUGACGCUGCCCACAGGCCCUCACUGUGCACCCCUCCUGCCCCAUUUGGGGUCUGGAGCUGAGUUCACGGCCUGAGGAGGGACCGGCCUUCACCUCGAGGAGAAAACAGCGAGACAGGAGAGUGAAAGGCGAGCUACGGGAUGGAGAACACGCCUCAGGUGUCCGACCAGCAAUAGCAUGUAAAGUGAAGAAGAACCGCAAGCUGAUAAAAGAUAGACAACCCAAUAGAAAAAGAAAAAAACAGAGAAGCAACGGGCAAGGGAAGCCAGGCGCCCGGUGGCAUGUGGAGGUGGUGUCUGCAUUGGUCCUCAGGAGGUGCAGACGGGAGCUGCUCGCCCGGAACACCCGCCAGGACGCUGUGUGGAGACGCUGGGAAGCACAUGGUCGGGACGGAGCGAUGGAGCGAGCGGCCGGCUGGACGGCGAAUUGGCACAAGCACUUUGGGAGCCGUGUGCCCCGUCCGUGAAAGCUGGUCCCGAGCUGCCCCCGGCCAGUGCCACCUCUUCGAGGGACAGACACCCACAGCGCAGUGUCCCCAGUCACCGGGUCAGGUACGAGGAUGUGCACGCAGCAGCGCUGACAAUGGCCCCAGACGGAAGGCGCCGGGAGCGAGGUUAAUCAUUCAUCAGAUUCACACCACUGGAGGCGACAGGCUUUGAGAAGGACCAAACCCCAGCGCACACAGUGGACGCGGAGCUGGGGCUGCGGCUGCUGGCCCUUCUCUCGCCUCUGUCCCUCUGUCCCUCAGGGAGGAGGGAAGGGGUCCGAACUGGUGGCAGUCUCUUCUCUGCCCUGGGCCCCUGCCCUGGGCCUGGGUGUCACCCGGAGGCCCCGAGACCCCCCAGCAGCCCGGGAGGAGCGUGUGCUGGCCACGCCCUCAGCUGCAGCUCUGAGCCUGUGGUUUCCUGGUUUCCUGGUGCCCCGAGGUGACCUUCACAUGUGAUUGACAGUCCAGUCAGCAGGCUUGGACUGAAGCAGAUCGCCCUCCAUCGCGUGGUGGGCCUCAGCCAGUCAGCUGCAGCCUUGAGAAAAGACUGAGAUCCGCGAGGGCGAAGGAAUUCUACCUCCAGAUGCCUUCUGACUGGAGCUGCAACCUCAGCUUCCUGGGGCUCCAGCCAGCAGGACCCACAGUCACGGUGGGAAUCGAGGCAGUUGGUUUGAGGACUUCCUCCUGCUCGAGUGUAGGCACCAGUGCAGCCGCCCAACAGCCGCGUUCAUUCUCACCAGUUCUGGGCAGACCCAGAGGGCGAGGCCGGGUCCUUCGAGGACGUUUUGAAGUUCUGGCCACAACUCUUCUGAGAACAAAGACCCCGGCAUCUGCCUGGCUCUGCCUCCGGGCCUCGGAGAUUUACGGGGAGCGAGCACAGGAGAUGGGCUCUCACGGAGGAGACGGGGCAGGUGGACAGCACGUGUUUGGAGCAGGAGGCACGGAUCCCAGCGGGGCCUGGGGCCCACGUCCACCUCGAUGCAUCCUGCGUGGCUCACCGCCCCCCCCCGCCCAGCACCUCCUCAGCCUGAGGGAAGAGGAGUGUGGCACCGUGGGCCUGGGCCGUAGUUUGAGGACCCCUGCCCUGGACGGAGCGGCAGUGGCACGGCUUGUGCAGCGGCUCCCAGCGGCGGCCCUAGGAGAGGAGAGCAAACCUCACCCGAGCCAAGAGACCCUGUUGUCUCUGCAACAUCACACAGCACAGACCCGGGCUUCCUGGGGGCCCCGCGACCCCGAUCUCGGCCUCAGAGGCCAGUGAAAGAAGGAAAAAAAAAAAGAGACGAGGGCAAAAAUGAAGGUGAUGUGCCGCCCCUCAUCUGUGGAUGCUGAGUGAGUCCAGGAGGGCUUCCUGGUAGAGGUGACCUUCAGGCAGGCCCUUCUCUGCAGACAUCAGACCAGGACUCUGCAACUGUGUGGAAAUGAAUUCUGCCAACGCCCUGCCCGGACCCCCUGGGGGGUGGGGCGUCCCGACGAGGACCCGGCCCAAAUCUCCUGAGCUCAGCCUGGGUGGCGGGCAGAGGACCGGCUGAGUCACUCCGAACGCUGGACGCCAGAAAUGCCUUCCAGCCUCUGGUCAGUGCUGCACGGCCGGGGAAAAGGACUACACACAGGAGCUAUAUUUAGACAAAUGUCUGAAUUCACAAGUUCUUGGUGAGAUACAUACGAGUUUGAGAGUCAGCAUUUACCCUUGUUCCGGAUUUGUGCCGUGGGGCACUGAGGAGGAUUCUUAGAAAUAAAUGCUGUGGAAAGGCCA